Syngnathoides biaculeatus (alligator pipefish) is the source of this 1635-nucleotide messenger RNA. RefSeq names its product DnaJ heat shock protein family (Hsp40) member B6b (gene dnajb6b). Lineage: Eukaryota; Metazoa; Chordata; Actinopteri; Syngnathiformes; Syngnathidae. Gene Ontology annotation, cellular component: endoplasmic reticulum membrane; cytosol. Gene Ontology annotation, biological process: positive regulation of proteasomal ubiquitin-dependent protein catabolic process; protein refolding. Gene Ontology annotation, molecular function: ATPase activator activity; Hsp70 protein binding. Bases 481 to 1452 code for a protein of 323 amino acids. The transcript is spliced from 11 exons. The record is from RefSeq and is a predicted model, not a curated record.
CGCAGUUGCGACAAAAAAAAAGCCCAGUCGACGCCGAAAGGCGUGCUGCUUUCGCGUACUGCUCGUAAUAGACGUAUUGGUCAGUUGUACUUGACAGCGGCGGCAUCGAUCUUAAAAAAAGCGACAGCCAAAGACUUUUUGGCGACGGCAUUUGACUAAUGUUGAUGGCGUUUAGCUGUUAUGACUUUCUUGGAUUAGCAGAAGCCCCGUUGUGUCGUUUUUCGGGGCGAAUGUACUGGGGUCUUUGAACGCAACGGCAGGAGCACAUUUCCAUUUGGUUGGGCGCGGAGGACCAGCAGCCUUCAUCGCCUGCUGCUCGCCGUCAACAGGGACAGCCAAGGCGGCUACACCGGCUUCGUCUGCUCGGGCCUGCUUCCAUCAACCGAACAACUCGGGCCAUUGAGCUUCUGUUGUCUCCUUCUCCUGGCGUUUCUGCAAUUUGCCCCUGGGGGAAGGAGCUUCUCGUCGUCCGAGUGAGCCAUGGUGGAGUACUACCAGAUCUUAGGAGUACACAAAAAUGCGACGCAAGCCGACAUCAAGAAAGCGUACAGGAAGCAGGCGCUAAAAUGGCACCCGGACAAGAACCCCGAGAACAAAGAGGAGGCCGAGAAGAGGUUCAAAGAGCUGGCCGAGGCCUACGAGGUUCUCUCGGAUGAAAACAAGAGGAAUAUUUAUGACAAAUAUGGCAAACAAGGGCUGUCUGCAGGAGGUGGCGGGGGGGCAGGAGCCCACAACAAUCACUUUGGCGGCUACGGCUUCACAUUCCGAAACCCUGAGGACGUCUUCCGGGAAUUUUUUGGCGGCCGAGAUCCCUUUGCAGAUUUUUUCGGCGCCAACGACUUCAUCGGGCACACUCGCCACAGGGGGGCCACCCGAACCCGAACAGGAGGCGGCGGCGGCCUCUUCGAUUUUGGUGCCUUCUCAUUCGACUCAGGUUUUAACGCGUUUGGCGACAUGGGCGGCGGCGGGUUCACCUCCUUCUCGUCGUCGUUCGGCAGCGGAGGAGGAGGAGGUGGCGGCGGCGGAGGCAUGGCCAACUUCAAAUCGGUCUCCACUUCUACCAAAUUCAUCAACGGCAGAAAAAUCACCACCAAGCGGACGGUGGAGAACGGGCAGGAGCGCGUGGAGGUGGAGGAGGACGGCCAGCUCAAGUCGCUAACAGUAAACGACGUCUCGGCAGACGACGACGAGCAUCGCCACCGCCGACACAAUCUACUUCCUGCGGCGGGAUCGCACCACCAGCGCCACCCGAGGAGUUUGGCCCAGAACCCCGCCGCCACCGCCGUUGCCGUCGCCGACGAGGAUGACGAGGAGGAAGGAGAGUACGGGCUCACCAGAGGUCGCACGGACCCCAAGAGGAAGAAACUGUGGCUGAAGGAGUCAAGACGGAGGAGAGCGCCCCCCCCUCGGCUCUUCUUCCCCUCCUUCGGCGGCUUCGGCCCUUUUUUCUAAAAACAACGCUUUGCUUUGCUAUCAUUUCUGAUUGCGGUUACGUUUGAAAAUGUUCACCCCCGAACUUGGGCAUAAUCUCGCUUUUGCCACAUUUUGCGACGCGCCUUUGACGUUAAAAAAAAAAAAAAAAAAAAAUGUGAUUUUUGUUUGUAAAGUUGAGCCUCCCGCUGUGUAUUUGGUUUC